This is a messenger RNA of Thecamonas trahens ATCC 50062, 1435 nucleotides long. RefSeq names its product dual specificity protein phosphatase. The transcript has a single exon. The record is from RefSeq and is a predicted model, not a curated record. Gene Ontology annotation, biological process: protein dephosphorylation. Gene Ontology annotation, cellular component: cytoplasm. NCBI's taxonomy places the organism in Eukaryota, Apusomonadida, Apusomonadidae. Gene Ontology annotation, molecular function: protein tyrosine/serine/threonine phosphatase activity. The coding region runs from base 12 to 941 and encodes 309 amino acids.
GGGCGGUCGAGAUGGCGAGUGGAAACGAGACUGUGCCUGCCGUUACCUCUCCGCGCGAGGUCUACAACGCACUCAACAACGGAGCGCUAGUGGUCGACGCCCGGGUAGUGGACUCGUUCGAGGCGUGGAUGCAGGAGCCCGAGAGGGUGGUCUUCACCGAGUGGCUCCCGCCGGCCAAGCUCCGGGCGAAUGAUCCCGAGUGGUAUCCACCGUCGACGCCCGAUCUGCCUGGCCUUGUUGUCGUCCUCUGCGGCGGGGAUCGGACCGGGCUUGAGGCGCGGCUAGAUGGGGUGGCGGCCGAGGCUCUGGCAGUGGCGGAAGCCCUGGCAGGAGCAGACGAGGACGACGAGGCGGUGCGAUGGGCCGGCGCUGCUGCUGAGUACAUCGGGCGCGAGUGGGCGCUGCGCGAGAGCGUGACCAAGUUAGUCGUCGCUGCUGCCGCUGAGCUGCUGGAGACGUAUCCGUUUAUGGCGGCGUUGUCGCCGGUGGCGGCCGUCAUGCCGGCCUUCCCGUCACACGUUGCGCCUGGUCUCUUCCUCUCGUCGCAGUACGUCGCGUCGCGAGUGGAAAUUCUCGAGGCGUGCGGAAUCAAGUUUGUUCUGAACGUUGCGCGGGAGUGCAAGCCAGUAGCUGCGCUUGCGGCUGUGGGCAUCACAGUCCUUCACCUCCCGCUGGAUGACGAGGUUGGCCAGGAUCUGGAUGCCGGUGGUGCACUUGACGCCGCAUGCGAGUUUCUGGCCCGAGCCUCGCCUGACCAGCCAGCACUCGUCCACUGCGCGCAGGGCAUCUCGCGCUCGUCGUCGGUCCUCAUUGCGUUUCUGGUUCGGUCCAAGAUGGAGAGCGGAUACGCGAAAGCGCUUGCGCGGGUGCGCGCAGCGCGUCCGAUUGCGCGUCCGAAUCCGGGCUUUGCGCGCCAGCUGGUGGAGCUGCUCGGUGAAUGAGCGAAGUUCAGCGGCGGAGCAUGAUACCGCAGUUGCGGGCGCGGGUGCUCGGGUCGCGCCGGCCGGCGGCGAUGAGCGCGUCGACGUGCGCGUCGUGGUACAGCCACUUGGCGAGCAUGCCGGCGGCCGGCGGCGGUGACCGCGGCGCGACCGCGGCUCCGGCUCGGGUGCGGUAGACGUAUUCGGCGUCGCGGGUGAUGCCGUGGUCAGCCGCGAGGAGUGCGCGCCAGACUGGAUGCGCCGAUGAAAUGUGGUACCAUCGGCGGGAGACUCGGGCGGCGGCGCAGAGUGAGGCCGGGUCGAGAAAGCGCAUGAUGGCAUCGAUGAGCUCGGCCGGUAGCCAGUUGAUGGCGUCGAUGGCCGGGGCGAGUGUGCCCGGGUACCGGAGUUUGAUAAGUCGGGCGAGCGUGGAGUUGGGCAGCAUGUGGGUGUGCAGCAGCUCGUUUCCGGUGGCCGGCGACGUGGUAUGGCUCUCGAGCCAGCGUCCGAGCGCG